This is a messenger RNA of Diplodia corticola, 3198 nucleotides long. Its product is annotated as nrps-like enzyme. The record is from RefSeq and is a predicted model, not a curated record. The transcript is spliced from 3 exons. Gene Ontology annotation, molecular function: phosphopantetheine binding. Lineage: Eukaryota; Fungi; Ascomycota; Dothideomycetes; Botryosphaeriales; Botryosphaeriaceae. Bases 1 to 3198 code for a protein of 1065 amino acids.
AUGGGCUCCCUCCAAGACACUUCCCCCUCCAGCUUCUACGCCGGCCACUCUCCCUUCGCCGACACUCCUCUUCCUCGCCGCGUCGAUGACAUUGCCGCCAGCUGCCCUUCGAGGCCAUGGAUCAUUGUCCCGCGUACCUCCGACGUCCACGCAGAAUGGCGUACCAUCACCUUCGGUGAAUUCGCAAACGCCGUCAACGGAACAUGCAAGUGGAUCGAGAGGACCAUCGGCCCCGUGCCGGAUCAGCGUGAGACUGUAGCAUGGUUGGGCGUCAACGAUGCUCGCUACGCCGUAGUCGUGACCGCCCUCAUGAAAACCAACCGCAGGGCUCUCCUGCUUUCGCUGCGCAACUCCGACGAAGCUCAGCUCCACCUCCUGCAACGCACAGACUCCUCGUGCUACCUCUACACCGAUGGCAUCGAAUCCCAUCUGAGUGUUUUCGAGAAGCACUCGGAAGAUAUCCAUGGCCACCAGGUCCCCACAUUCGACGAGAUGGUCGCUCUUGGCGAGCAGCAUGGCCACUUCGAGAGCCACGGCCGUGAGGACGCCCAGGAGCAUGUCAUAGUCAUUCACACCUCGGGCAGCACCGGUCUCCCCAAGCCAAUCUACAUGACCAACAUGUGGGUUGCGCAAUUAGACCACCAAAAGUAUAUGAAGGCUCCCGCCGGCCGCAAGAACCGUUCGGAAGGCUGGAUGGGACCGACAGCAGACGGCAAGCCCAUGUUUAUCCCUGCUCCCUUCUAUCACACCAUGGGCAUGGUCUGCCUUUUCCGCAGCGUCUACACUGGCCCCUUGGUACUUCUCCCCGUCGGUGUUGCGCUCAGCGCCGACCUGCUCAGUGAGAUCCUCCUCCUCAGGAAAGCCUCCGUCGGAAUGUUCCCUCCUGCUCUUCUAGAAGAGAUGAGCGAAACCGAAAAAGGCCUCAAGGCUCUAUCGACUCUCCACGACAUCUUCUUUGGCGGAGCUCCCCUGGCUCCAGAAGCAGGUGAUCGUGUAAGACAGGUGACCUCUAUCAACUCCAUCAUCGGCUCUACGGAAGCCUCGCUCAUCGCUGCCUUGGAGCCCGAGGAUCCGGCCGACUGGGAGUAUUUCGAAUGGCACCCCUACUCAGGCGUCGUCAUGGAAGAUGCCGGUGACGGUCUCUACGAACAGGUCAUCAAGCCUAUCGUCGAUACUAGAUACGUAUCUGUCUUCUCCAACUUUCCCGAAAUCACCGAAUGGAGAACCAAGGACUUGUGGGAGCAGCACCCGACCAAGAAGGCUCUGUGGAGAUACAAGGGUCGCCGUGACGACGUGAUCGUCUUUAGCAACGGCGAGAAGUUCAACCCGGUCAGCUUCGAGAAGACUGUGGAAGAUCAUCCCUUGAUCAGAGGCGCUCUCGUUGUAGGCCAGAGCCGUUUCCAGCCGGCCGUUCUCAUCGAACCCGAUUGGAGCAAGGUCCAGGAGGGACAAGAUCUCGGCGACCUCCUCGCUGACGUGUGGUCUUCGGUCGACGAAGCCAACAAGGGUGCUCCUGCCCACGCGCAAGUCUGGAAGAACAAGGUUGCCUUUACGAAGAAGGAGAAGCCUUUCGUCCGUGCUCCAAAGGGCUCCGUUGUGAGGCGUGCCACUGUCGACCUCUACUCGCCGGAGCUUGAUGCCUUGUACUCCAACGAAGGCUUCGACGAGCAGUUGGGAAAGUUGGCCAAGGACGCUGACCUGCCCACGACCCGCACAUUUGUCCGCAAUGCCAUUGCCUUGACCGUACCGCUGUUCAAGGAUGAGCAUUCCGACGAUCAUGACAUCCUCGAUCUGGGCGUCGAUUCUCUGCAGGUCAUGGCGCUCGCCAGCUCCAUCAGCCACGCCAUCAAAGAUGACGCUGCGGAUCGUGGCGCGAAGGUCCUUCCCCGCGACAUCUACGCCAACCCCUCCGUCAACAAACUUGCCGCCGCCCUCCAGAGCAAGCUCUCCGAGGGCGAUGCCGAAGCCAAGCCCACGAGGCCGCGCGAGCAGGUCAUGGCCGAAAUGGUCGCGAAGUACACCGCGGACCUCCCCAAGACCGCCGCGCCUCUGCCCGAUCUCCCCGAGAAGCAGACCGUGAUCCUCACCGGCUCAACCGGCGCCCUCGGCAACUACAUCCUCGAGAACCUCAUCUCCGAGCCCAUCGUCUCCAAAAUCUACUGCCUCAACCGCUCCGACUCCGCCGCGGCGCGCCAAGCCCAAUCCUUCACCGACCGCGACGUCUCCCCCGACUUCAGCAAAGUCACCUUCCUGCGCACCGACUUCAGCCAACCCCGCUUCGGCCUACCGCAAGACGUCUACGACGACCUCGCCGCCACAACCACCCUCUUCAUCCACAACGCCUGGGCCGUCGACUUCAACCACGCCCUCGAGUCCUACGAACCCACCCACAUCGCCGGCACCCGCCGCGUCGCCGACUUCUCCCUCCACUCCCGCCACCGCGCCCACAUCACCUUCAUCUCCUCCGUCGCCUCCGUCGCCAACUGGCCCGCCAUCAGCGGCGGCGACCCCACCACCCCCGUCCCCGAACGCUUCAUCCCCAACGACCUCGCCCCCCUCCCCCAAGGCUACGGCGAAAGCAAGCACGUCUCGGGCCGCAUCCUCGCCGCCGCCGCGCACCAGUCCGGCGUCCCCGUCAGCAUCGUCCGCUGCGGGCAGCUGGCGGGGCCGCGCACGCCCAAGGGCGUCUGGAACCGCCACGAGUGGCUGCCGUCCGUCGUGCACACCAGCCGCAACCUCGGCCGCCUCCCCGCCGCCCUCGGCAACCAGGACGCCGUCGACUGGGUGCCCAUGGACGCGGCGGGCCGCGUCGUGUUCGAGUGCAGCGUGGACAGGUUGCUGCGGACGCGCGGGGAAGUGGCGCUCGAUGUGUUUCACGUCGUCAAUCCGCGGGUGGUGUCGUGGCGGGCGUUGGUGCCGGUCGUGGUGGCGUUUUAUGAGGCGCAGGGCGUAAGGUUGGAGGCGGUGUCGUUUGAUGAGUGGAUAGAGGCGUUGAGGCGCACGCCGUUGACGAAGGAGGAGGUGGAGCGGAAGCCGGGGGUUAAGCUGUUGGACUUUUAUGAGGGGUUGAGGGUCGAGGGCGGGGCGUUGCCGCCGAUGUGCACGGCGCAUACGGUUGAGAGCAGUAGGUGUUUGGGCGAGUUGGGGGAGGUGGAUGCGGCGUUGAUGGAGAAUUGGUUGAGGCAGUGGGGGUUUUGA